Molecule: messenger RNA, 1356 nt
Organism: Aspergillus chevalieri
Lineage: Eukaryota; Fungi; Ascomycota; Eurotiomycetes; Eurotiales; Aspergillaceae
Product: DUF2461 domain-containing protein
Exons: 8
Coding region: 1-1356 (451 amino acids)
Source: RefSeq, a predicted model, not a curated record
AUGCCUCGACGAUCGUCUCGGGCCGUUCCCGCGUCAGCGGCAGCUCCAGCGCCGGCACCAAAAAGGCGCGCGCCUGACACAUUCUCCGCCGAAAAGACGGAGUCCAAAAGGCCAAAAUGCAUUUCCAAUUCGACUACCGCCGACACAAAGUCGGUCAAAACCACCGCCAAAAAGAGCAAAUACUUCAAACAAGAGACUUGCGAAAUCGAGGCUUCCGAAUCUAAAGACGGUUCUGAGCGGGAGGGCUCUGUGUAUGAAUCCGCCCACGAAGACAGUCAGGACGCCUCGGAGACGCCGGAGUUGAAAUCUCCCGGUGCUGCUUCCACGGACCAUGGAGCGGAGAAGGGCCAGUCAAGCAAGCAAGGUAAACGAGGCCAGCAAAAGGCCCAAGGCCGCGACUCGAGCACCAAGAACGACGAGGAUGAGCGCAGCGAUGUCGAGGAUGAUGCGGUCACAUCAUUGAUUAACAAGGAGCUGUGGAGGGAAGGCGUCAAGACGGGGCUGGGUCCUGGCAAAGAGGUUUUCAUCAAGAAGCCCAAGGCCAGAGAUGCCGGUGACGUACCGUAUCAGGAUCACACCAUGCAUCCUAAUACGAUGCUCUUCUUGAAAGACCUUGCAAAGAACAACGAAAGAGAGUGGCUCAAAGCACACGAUCCCGACUUCCGGGCUGCAAAGAAGGAUUGGGAAUCCUUUGUUGAGAGUCUCACUGAGAACAUAAUUGAGCAGGAUAGCACAAUUCCUGAACUACCUGCUAAGGACUUGAUCUUCCGCAUACACAGGGAUGUCCGGUUCAGCAAGAAUCCUACUCCGUAUAAGACGCAUUUCUCAGCUGCCUGGUCCCGUACGGGUAAGAAAGGCCCUUACGCUGCUUACUAUGUUCAUAUGCAGCCCGGCUCCUGCUUUGUCGGUUCUGGGCUUUGGAAUCCCGAAGCGAAUGCGCUCGCAGCUCUUCGUGAGGAUAUCGACCAAAACUCAUCUCGUCUGAUGGCUGUGCUGAAAGAGCCUGAGAUGCGGCGUGAAAUUCUCAACGGCAUACCCGACGACGAAAAGGAAGCUGUGAAAGUAUUUGUUGAUCACAACAAGGAAAGCGCCCUGAAGGUCAAGCCCAAGGGCUAUGAUGUUGAUAAUGAGAAUAUUCAGCUGCUCCGUUUGCGCAGCUUCACUAUCGGAAGGCCUCUUUCCGACUCAGAAUUCAUGAAUGCCAAUGUGCAGGAGAGAAUAGCAGGUCUCAUUGGCAUCAUGGAACCCUUUGUGACGUAUCUCAAUAGCGUCGUCAUGCCCGAUCCGGUGGGCGAAGAGCCCAGCUCUGGGUCGGAAGAAGGAGAAGAGUCCUUGAACGAAAACCAAAGCAGUUGA